UUCCCAGGUGCUCACGUGCUGCGCUGGCUGGAAGCAGUUGGGGGAUGAGUGUGGGAUUGCGGUGUGUGAAGGCAAUUCCACGUGUUCAGAAAACGAGGUGUGCGUGCGGCCAGGCGAGUGCCGCUGCCGACAUGGCUACUUUGGUGCCAACUGCGACACUAAGUGCCCGCGCCAGUUCUGGGGGCCUGACUGCAAGGAGAGGUGCAGUUGCCACCCGCACGGACAGUGCGAGGACGUGACUGGACAGUGUACGUGCCACGCGCGCCGCUGGGGUGCGCGCUGCGAGCAUGCGUGUCAGUGCCAGCAUGGCACGUGCCACCCGCGAAGCGGCGCGUGCCGCUGCGAACCGGGCUGGUGGGGUGCGCAGUGCGCGAGCGCCUGCUACUGCAGCACCACAUCACGGUGCGAUCCACAGACCGGAGCCUGCCUGUGCCACGCAGGCUGGUGGGGCCGCAGCUGCAACAACCAGUGUGCCUGCAACUCGUCGCCCUGCGAGCAGCAGAGCGGCCGCUGCCAGUGUCGUGAGCACACAUUCGGCGCACGGUGCGAUCGCUAUUGCCAGUGCUUCCACGGUCGGUGCCACCCCGUGGACGGCACGUGCGCCUGCGAUCCCGGCUACCGGGGCAAGUAUUGUCGCGAGCCAUGCCCCGCUGGCUUCUAUGGCCUGGGCUGUCGCCGUCGGUGUGGCCAGUGCAAGGGCCAGCAGCCGUGCACUGUAGCUGACGGCCGUUGUGUGACCUGCGAACCCGGCUGGAACGGAACCAAAUGUGACCAACCUUGCGCCACCGGUUUCUAUGGCGAGGGUUGUGGUCACCGCUGCCCGCCCUGCCGCGAUGGGCAUGCCUGCAACCAUGUCACUGGCAAAUGUACGCGCUGCAAUGCGGGCUGGAUCGGCGACCGGUGCGAGACCAAGUGCAGUAAUGGCACUUACGGUGAGGACUGUGCCUUCGUGUGCUCUGACUGCGGCAGCGGCCACUGUGACUUCCAGUCUGGGCGCUGCCUUUGCAGCCCUGGUGUUCACGGACCUCACUGUAAUGUAACAUGCCCUGCCGGGCUCCACGGUGUGGACUGCGCCCAGGCCUGCAGCUGUCACGAGGAAUCAUGCGACCCGGUCACCGGUGCCUGCCACCUGGAGACCAAUCAGCGCAAAGGUGUGAUGGGCGCGGGCGCGCUGCUCACGCUGCUCCUCGGCCUGCUGCUAUCGCUGCUCGGCUUGGCCCAUCAUGACCUAGAGAACACACUCAACUGCAGUUUCCUGGAACCGCCUUCAGGGCUGGAGCAGCCCUCUCCAUCAUGGUCCUCCAGGGCUUCCUUCUCAUCCUUUGACACCACAGAUGAAGGCCCUGUGUACUGCGUGCCCCACGAGGAGGCGACUACUGAGAGCCGAGACCCAGAAACUCCUGCCGCUCUGGCUGAGGUGCCCGCUGCGUCCCCAGCGCCCAUGAGCACCCCGGCCUCGCAGCCCCGCGGAGCCACCGCGUUUCUCGGCGUCGUUUCCCGCGCGGCCGCAGCGAAGCAUUUCAUUGGCCCAAGCACAUAGCUCCCGGCACGAGGCUGUGUCUGAUUGGCCCAGGCUCCAGCAGCCGCAGCUUGGUUGGAUCUGCUCUCAGGCCUGGCCGACUUUUAGCUGGCUACACGCUCCCCCUAGCAGUGUUGUGGAGCUUUUCUAGCAAUCUGCGUCUCACUGGCCAUGGCUGGGAGAGCCUACAGACCUCUUACUGGCCAAGAGUGUGCUUGGCUGGGCUAUCCUGUCAUUGGCUGACGCCAGGAGCGCGGCUGCCUCUCUUGCCAGGGCCUGGUGCCUAUGGCUGUAGGGUCUUUUUCUUAAAGAUAGCCAGAGGCUGCUUCCAUUGACUGGGCUCCUGAGUAUCUGGUUGACCCGAACCUGGGGAGGAGAGCUGGUCUCUGCCCCUCAGGGGGCUCAGCACAUCUUGGCCUGUCCCCUUCCCCACCCCCACCGACAUCAGCCCUGGUCCCUCAGCUGUCAAGCUGGUUUUGAUGGCCUCCCACCAUCCUACAAUUGUGGGAACCCCAGGGUCGACUCUGGUGGCCUUAAACGUAUUUAUAGGCCCCGGGCAGGGCUGCUCCCAUCCCAUCUGGGGCUCCAUGAUGGGUUCCUCCUAGCAGGGCCAAGCCAAAGCUUUCUUAAUAAAAUGCUUCUCUCCA
Cricetulus griseus (Chinese hamster) is the source of this 2166-nucleotide messenger RNA. NCBI's taxonomy places the organism in Eukaryota, Metazoa, Chordata, Mammalia, Rodentia, Cricetidae. The record is from RefSeq and is a predicted model, not a curated record.